Messenger RNA from Achroia grisella, 1554 nucleotides. RefSeq names its product putative inorganic phosphate cotransporter. The record is from RefSeq and is a predicted model, not a curated record. The coding region runs from base 1 to 1554 and encodes 517 amino acids. The transcript is spliced from 8 exons. Gene Ontology annotation, molecular function: transmembrane transporter activity. Gene Ontology annotation, biological process: monoatomic anion transport; transmembrane transport. Lineage: Eukaryota; Metazoa; Arthropoda; Insecta; Lepidoptera; Pyralidae.
AUGACGCUUAAAGGUUGGAGACUUAUAUUAAACAGAGUAUUAUUUAUACCACAGCGAUAUGUAUUGGGUAUUUUGGGAUUAUUUGCUCUUGCAAAUUCUUUUACAAUGCGCGUAUGCCUCAGUAUGACAAUAACUCAAAUGGUGGUACACACACCUCCAUCUGAACAUAUUAUUGGUGAAACCUGCCCAGAUACAUCCGCAAGCAGUAACCACACAAUUGGAAACGCCACAAUAAUUUAUGCGGGUCGAGAAAGAUACGACUGGAGUGAAGCCACACAAGGUUUUCUACUAAGCGCUUUCUACUACGGCUAUGUACUUACACACUUGCCUGGAGGCAUUUUAGCAGAAAAAUUUGGUGGAAAAUGGACUGUUGGAGUAGGGUUGCUGUGUACUUCCUUGGCAACUAUUCUCACUCCAUGGGCAGUCAGUUUUGGUGGAGCGACAGGAUUAUUCAUUAUUAGAGUAAUUGAAGGUGCUGGAGAGGGUCCCGUAACCCCUGGAUUCGUGUUACUAUUAGCACGAUGGGUUCCCCCAUCGGAGAGAUCAACGUUUGGUGCCAUGAUAUUUGGAGGUGCACAAAUAGGAAAUAUAUUUGGUCCAUAUAUAUCUGGCCUUCUUUUAGCCAAUGGCGGUGACUGGGCUAACGUCUUUUAUGUUUUUGGCACAUUAGGAGUUUUAUGGUUUUUAUUUUGGAUAAUUUUAUGCUAUAGUACUCCAAACACACAUCCUUUCAUAUGUGAUGAAGAAAGAGACUAUUUGAAUGGAAACAUUACAGCUUCUGGUCUUCAUAAGAAGUUGAAUCCUGUACCUUUCAAGGCUAUUUUACGAUCUAGACCAUUGUGGGUGUUGGUAAUGGCAGCUAUUGGUCACGACUGGGGAUAUUUCACAAUGAUCACAGAUCUCCCCAAAUAUUUUUCGGAUGUACUUAAAUUUAAUAUAAAAGAGACGGGUCUGAUGUCGGCACUUCCAUAUAUUGCUAUGUAUAUUUUUUCAUUUGUAUUUGCAAGUUUAUGUGAUCUAUGCAUAAAAAAGAAGUGGCAUAGUAUUGGUACUGGCAGAAAAAUUUACACAACGCUAUCUUCUUCCGUACCGGCUGUUUUUAUUAUUCUGGCCUCGUACUCGGGUUGUAAUCGACUUGCGGCUGUCGCUUUAUUCGUCGCUUCCAUGGCGUUCAUGGGAGGAUUUUACAGUAGCGUCAAAAUUAAUGCUAUGGAUAUUGCUCCCAACUAUGCAGGCACGUGUUCCGCCUUCGUCAAUGGUAUUGCAGCUAUCUCUGGGAUAAUAACGCCUUAUCUUGUUGGUUUAUUGACACCUGACCAAACAAUUGAACAAUGGCGCAUAGCAUUUUGGACUGUAUUUGCUGUGUUAGUUGGGACCAAUAUCGUGUAUGUUAUUUGGGGGUCCGGUGAACAACAAUGGUGGGAUGAUGUGGACAAGUUCGGGUACCCAUCUAAUUGGAAACACGGUCCACUUGCAAAACGUACUCCAGCUCUGAAUACAGAAAAAAAAGUUGUGUAUCCAAAACAUGAUCACUCACCAGUCACAAUUGAUUAA